AUGCUGCUCGUCGCCGGCUACACGGCCGUCAUGCACGACCUGGCGACGGCGGUGGUGCUGGGUGUGAUCGCCUCGGCGCUGGUGUUCGCCUGGCAGCACGCCAAGCACAUCGGCGUCGACAUCAAGCACAACGAGUUCGGCAGCAAGAUCUAUCAGCUCCACGGCCCGCUCUUCUUCGCGUCGGCGACCUCGUUCAAGGAGCUAUUCGACCCUGCGAGCGAUCCCGACGAUGUGGUGAUCGACUUCUACUACACCCGGGUCUACGACCAGUCGGGCCUGGAGGCGAUCAGCGCGCUAGCGGAUAAGUACCAGCAGCACGGCAAACGCCUGCACCUGACGCACCUUAGCGCCGAGUGCCGUAAGUUGCUGAAGCGCGCUGGCGACCUCGUCGAGGUCAAUGUGUCCGAGGACCCGCAGUACCACGUGACGACCGAGCGGAUCAGCCCACUGCUGACGAUAACGGGGCAGGCACCAGCGGACGAGACGCGGCGAGAUGGCGACGUGCUGUUUCGUCUGGUUCUUGUCCAUCGACACGGAACGCCGCCACCUUUUCUUCUUCUUCGAGAUUCGAUCGUGACGACGCUAAUCCGAACGGCCUGCCUUGUGCUGGCUGCCGCGUUGUUGCCUGCCGUGACCGCUCAAGCGACGUCGGCUCGGGCCACGCCCAAUGUCGUGGUGAUCUUCAUCGACGACAUGGGUUACGCGGAUAUCGGGCCGUUUGGCUGCGAGUCGUACCCGACGCCGCAUCUCGACCGCAUGGCCGCCGAGGGGCGGGUCUUUACCGAUUUCCACGCCGCGACGGCCGUCUGUAGCGCGUCGCGCGCGGCGCUGAUGACAGGGUGCUAUCCAAACCGCGUAAGCAUCCAAGGCGCGCUGUCGCCCGGCGCCCGGCACGGGCUGCACCCCGACGAGACAACGAUCGCCGAGGUCUGUAAGUCGCGGGGCUACGCCACCGCGUGCUUCGGCAAGUGGCACCUCGGCCACCUGCCAGAGUUCUUGCCGACCCGCCAGGGCUUCGAUGAGUAUUUUGGCCUGCCGUACUCCAACGACAUGUGGCCCUACCCGCCGGGGCGGGAGGACCUCGAGCACGGCAGGCGGGGCAACUACCCACCGCUGCCGCUCUAUAAGGGCGAGCGGAUCGUCAAUGUGAAUCUCACGCCCGCCGAUCAAGCCCUGCUGACGACGCAGUACACCGAGCGCGCCGUCGACUUCAUCGACCGCCACGCCGGCAAGCAGCCGUUCUUCUUGUACGUGCCGCACACGAUGGUGCACGUGCCGCUCUACGUGUCAGAGAAGUUCGCCGGCAAGAGCGGCGCCGGCCUCUACGGCGACGUGGUGAUGGAGCUCGAUUGGUCGGUCGGCGAAAUCCUCGCCGCGCUCGAGCGCGGCGGCGUCGGCGACGACACGCUGGUGGUGUUCACUUCUGACAACGGCCCGUGGAUCAACUUCGGCGAGCACGCCGGCUCGGCCGGUCCGCUGCGCGAAGGUAAAGGGACGAUGUGGGAAGGCGGCUACCGCGAGCCCUGUGUGAUGCGCUGGCCGGCGCGCAUCCCCGCGGGGACGCGGUGCGACGAGUUCGCCACGACGAUGGACCUCUUGCCGACGAUCGCCGGCAUGAUCGGCGCCGAGCUGCCUGAGCGUAAGAUCGAUGGCAAGGACAUCCUCCCCGUGAUGACCGGCGACGCGCCGUCGCCACACGAGGUCUUCUACUGCUACUACGACCGCCAGCUGCGCGCGGUGCGCGGCACGCGCUGGAAGCUCGUGCUGCCGCACCAGUACCGGACCCUCGCCGGCCGUCCCGGCGGCAAGGACGGCUUCCCGGUCGAGUACGAGCAGACCCGCGCAGGCCUCGAGUUGUACGACCUCAAGAACGACAUCGGCGAGACGACCGACGUCGCCGCCGAGCAACCGGAAAUCGUUGCUCGCCUACAAGGACACGCCGAACAGGCGCGGAGGGAGUUGGGCGACGAACUGACGAAGCGCAAAGGGAGCAACGUGCGACCGUCGGGCCGCGCAGCACGGUCGUAG
Molecule: messenger RNA, 2028 nt
Organism: Symbiodinium sp. CCMP2456
Lineage: Eukaryota; Dinophyceae; Suessiales; Symbiodiniaceae
Source: the annotation of a GenBank genome assembly